CCUACAGAGAGAGACAGGCAGAGAGGUCCUGUCACAGCAAAGCGAUAACACUAGUCUGAACAAAAAAAAAAAAAAAAAAAAAACAGAUAACGAGCUGCUCUGCUUUGGUUUGCUGCGGCCAGCAAAUCCGGGCUCUGGGCGGCUGAAUAACAUACUAUAACAUCGGAAUAUUGCAACACCAGAGCCAAACUCACUCACUCAGUAAUCAGUCGGUGUUAGCCUAGUUUAAUGUUGUUGCCGUGAAGCCUUAACUAUCUCUCUUUCCCUCUCAGACCAAAGAAAAAAAAAAAAAGAGAAAGACAAGCCAAGACACAGUCACCCCGUCCGACAUCAUCAACAAACAAAAACCCCUCAAAGAGACGAACCAGCCAGCCAGCCAACCAGCCAGCCAGCCACCAUCUUAACAGGCUGCUGAAAGAGACACACACAGAGAGAAAAGAGGCUAAUGCUUAUUUUGAUCAACAGGUUGUUGAGGUGAUGGUGACAGGGAGAAAGGCAGCCUGCAUUAUACUUGUUACACGGAUCUACAACACGCUUGAUCAAACUCAAAACUGUGCUGCCCAGCUGUAAAGCAUAAGAGGAGAGACAGCCCUGGACCAAAGGUAGCUGAUGCUACGUGGAGUUUAAGACCUACUUAAACUUCAGUCAAAGAAGCUGAAAAGUGGCCUGUGGAGUUAACGUGGACCUGAUAAAGAAAUGGAGGGAUAUUAGUUUGGACCUGGCGCCUGGUUUCUGCUUUCCAUUACAGCGUGGAGUACGGAGGGCCAGUAGCCGAACUGUGCUGCUGGACGGACCGUUGCGGCGCAGGGUCGAAUCGAGCCGCUUCAACAGAACUGAUGCCAAAGCGAGGAGUCAGCCAUGAUGUUUUUAUAACCUGAUGAUCAGCAGAGAGAUGGUGAGGAAGAAGAAUCCCCCUAUCCGGAGUGUGGGAGGUGAAGAGGAGGAGGAAGAAGAGGGGAGGAGGCCAGCAGGAGAAGAAGAAGAAGAGGGAGAGGAAGAGGGGAGAGUAGGAGCAGAGGCCGAACGAAUAAACCGACCCUCUGAACCAGAGUCCUCCGACCGGGUCAGAGGUGAUGAGGAGCAGGAGGAGGAGGAGGGAGAAAGCGAGUGUGUUUCGUCAUCCGUCUCUCCCUCAUCAGUUGGUGAUCGCUACAGUAAUGAGGAGAGAGGGGGGAGGAGAGGAGGAGGGGGGAGAGCCAAACAAGGAGGAGCCGCAUUGACUGACAGACCUGAGAGCCAGUCGGACCCUGAGGAUGGGGAGAAGGGGGUAGAGGAUCAUCUCACUCCUCCUCUCCUCUCUGCCACCCACCUCCUCCCCAGACAGGAAGGAGGGGAGGAGUCGGCAAACGACACCCCUGCACUUUCCUCCAGCCCCUCUCCUAAACUUCAGGACUUCAAGUGCAACGUGUGCGGUUACGGCUACUAUGGCAACGACCCCGCUGACCUGGUGAAGCACUUUAGGAAGUAUCACCUGGGUCUGCACAACCGUACACGGCAGGAUGCUGCUCUUGACACACACAUCCUGGCCCUUCACAACAUGGCCCCCCAACACACACCUCUAGACAUACAGACAGGACAAGGGCAGAGGAACCAAGCCAAAGAGUUGGGGAAGACAAGGCCAGAUAUGCACAAUCAACAGCAUAGGGCAGUUAUGAUGAAUGGCACAUAUGACGUACAGGUGACGUUGGGCAGCACGUUAAUUGGGAUUGGCCGGAAGACCUCUGAUUGCCAGGGGAACACUAAGUACUUUCGCUGCAAAUUCUGCAACUUCACGUACAUGGGCAGUAAUUCCUUAGAACUUGAACAACACUUCCUGUCCUCACAUCCAAAUAAAGUCAAAACACCGCCAACCACACCGCUUCUGGCCACCAACAACCUGGCAACGCACGACAACCAGGCGAAGGGAAGGAGUCAGAUUAUAGACGGGGUGGAGCGAGUGGCAGUGAGAGCGGAAGACGAUUCCUUGGUCGGGUACUCCAUCCCAGUCAGGGCAUGUUCAGAUUCGUCAGGCUGGACAGGGGAGCCAGCUCGAGGCGCUGUGCAGGCAUAUUAUUGGUGUAAAUUCUGUAGCUGGAGUUGUGAGUGGUCGGGGGGCUCGGCGAAGCUUUUAGAGCACUAUGAACAAAGACAUAGAAUGAGCAUGGGAGGUACUAUGAGCCCCAACAACUCUAAUCCAGGGGUGCUGGACAGAGAGAGGGAGAGAGGAGGAAGAAGAGAAGGCGGAGAAAGAGACCAUAUCACAUCCAAAAGCCGCAAAGAUCUAUCUUCCAACCCAUCCAGCACCAGCCAAGGAGACCCAAACAGCAGCGAUCCAGAAGCAGUCGUGACCAGUUAUAACUGUCAGUUGUGUGAUUUCCGGUACUCAAUGGCCCACAGUGCAGAUGUGAUCGUAGUAGCACCGUUACUACUGCACUAUCAGCACAACCACUCCAUCCACAGAUGCUGCAUUCAGCACUGCAUGUAUUGUCCACAGGGCCUCUGUCAGCCGCAUAAACACCUGGGGGAGGUUUCCCAUCCCUUUGCUUGUCGGAAGCCCAAUUGUCCUAAAUGCUGUUCCAAGUUUCCUCAGUCCACCAAACAGCAGGACCCAGUCAGUUCGAAACCUGCCACCACCACCUCACCCAGCAUGACCCCUCCUAAUCCGAGAGGUGACCCAGGUGGGAUUUCUGGUUCCACCUUUCACCCCUCUAAUCCUGCCCAUCCUGUUGUCACACAAGGUGUCACCCACUUGUGUGACCAGUGCGCGUUUGCCACCACCGACAUCGAUGUGUUGCUACAACACUAUGAAAGCUGCCAUACCCUGAUCAACCUAAAGGGCGCUUCCCCACACGUCAAGGCUGAGGAAGAGAUUGGGGUAGACAAGGAAGGCGGGAGAGGGGCAGGAGGAGAGAGGGAAUACUCUUGUACAAAGUGUCACUUCAUCACAGAAGUGGAAGAAGAGAUUUUUAGACACUACAGGCGUGUCCACGCGUGUUGCCGUUGUCGACGCUGUGACUUCACGGCUCCAGAUUCAUCAGCCCUCCUCGACCAUUUUAACUCUGUCCACUGUCACGACUCCUCUCCCUCGUUAAGCUCAUCCUUACCCACCUCACUGACAACCUCACUGACACCUUCAUUAUCAGUCUCAGCCAAUGGCUGCUCAGCUCCAUCUACCUUAGCCAUUAAAGAAGAGAGCAAGGGGGAUCUUCGCCUCCUCUACUCCCUUGCACCGCCUGAGGGACGGUUGGCAGAAGGAGGCAGAGAAGAGGCAGGAGGAGUGGUAAAAAGUGAAGGAGGUGAGGAGAAAGAAAGAGAACGGGAGAAAGGCUGGGUUCUUGGUGAGACACGAGGAAUAGGAGAAAGAGGAGGUGAGCAGGCCCACGGUUUACUCUGGGUGCCCAAGGAGCGAAUGGGGCCCGAAAGAGGAGCAGAAAGAGGGGCAGGAGGUGGGAGCCCCUCUCUUUUCCCCUCCCCCCUCCCAUUGUCUUUUGUUUCAGCCAAUCAUGAGGCCUCGCAGCAGAAAAGAGGUGUGGCCUCGCCUAGCAUGGUUUACCUGGGAGACACCAAGUCAUUUUUGGGAGAUACCAAGUCGUUUUUGGGAGACGCCAAGCUGUACGGAGGAGGAAGGCCAGGAGGAGCCCCUACAGGUGGAGGUGGAGGGGAGAAGCAGAGCCAGAUGCCCCCUCAGCAGUACACAGGAGGAGGAGGAGGAAGUGGAGGUGGUGGAGGACAGGAGGGGAAAGGAGGAGCUGCUAAAGAGGAAUCCCAGUCCCUGCUACGGCGGCGCAGAGGUAGUGGCGUCUUCUGCGCAAACUGUCUGACCACCAAGACAUCAUUGUGGAGGAAGAAUGCUAAUGGAGGCUACGUCUGCAACGCAUGUGGUUUAUACCAAAAACUGCAUUCGACACCCAGACCUCUAAACAUCAUAAAGCAGAACAACGGUGAACAAAUUAUAAGACGCAGAACCCGAAAGCGCCUCAACCCUGACUCACUGGCGUCUGAAAACCCCGCCCCCAAGCAACAACGAAUCUCCAGUGAGGAACGCAUGAAUGGGGAGGAGUCAGACCGAAGCUGUGCGUCGAUCAAAAACCAGCAGCCUUCCCCUCGCUCACGCUCACCCCGAUCCACUCAAGCCUUCUUAGCCAACCAAACAUUGGAGAUCCACAGACGCAUGACUCCUCUUCUCCUCUCUUCACAUCCCCCAUCCUCACUGGUAGUUGAGGGCAAUGGGGGCAUUGCAGAGGGAGGGAUAACAUCAAAGGUAGAGGGAGGUAAAGGAGGAGGGGGAUCAGAAAGAGGCAGUCCGAUUGAAAAAUAUAUGCGUCCAUCCAAACCGUCUAGUUAUUCGCCUCCUGGUUCACCCAUUGAAAAAUAUCAGUAUCCCCUUUUCUCUUUACCCCUACCGUUAACCCUCUCACCUGAUUUGACCCCUGAGUCAGAUUGGCUCAGAUUCUGGACCAAGUACAAGAUGGCAGCCACCUCUGGGGUUCCUGGUAGCAUCAGUAAUCUAAGCAGCCCUGGUAGCCUUGGAAAUAACGCUCAUUAUCUCGGUGCAAUGGUGACUCCAGUACAGCAUCAUCAACAAAGCUACACGGUGCCUUACUGCGCCUCUCCCUACUCUCCUCUUCCACCUCCUCCAGCUCCUCCUCACUAUCCUCCUCCUCCUCUUCAUCCACAAACAUCCUCCUCAUCAUCUUCAUUAGAAAAUGAUGCUCCUUUGGAUCUUGCAAUAAGACAAAGAGAUACAAGUGCUGCAAACACACACGUGUCAACAAAUGGUGCAGAGAGGAGAAGGCAUGAGUCGCCGCCAGCCGAGAGGCUGAGAGAGAACUGGAAAGGAGAGAAAGAGGAGGAGGAGAGGACUGAUGGCGGAGGGAACCAGAGGGAGGAGAUAGGAAAGGAAGAAAAAGAUCAUUUGACAAAAAGCCAGUCAAGUGUUUCAUUGAAUCGCACAAUGGUGGAAGUGGCCACACAGGAUGACCUGACCAAUCGCUGCAUCCACUGCGGGAUCUACUUCCUUGAUGAAGUUAUGUAUGCCCUGCACAUGAGUUGCCACGGUGACCAGGGACCAUACCAGUGCAGUUUUUGCCUCCACGUGUGCGUGGAUCGCUAUGAUUUCACCACACACAUACAGAGGGGCUUACACAGGUACACAGACAAAACGUCACAGCAGAAGGGUCACAUGCAAGACGGCAAAAUUCAGAGCAUCGCGUUGAUGUCCGAGCACGAGUCUCGCAGGGUGACGCCAGAGGAGACGAAAGAUGGAGGUGAUCAUGAUGAGAUCACAUGUGAAAGCGAUGAUGUCAUGGGAGCGCUUCAUGAUGAUCGAGCAGAAGAAGUUACAGGCAGUGAUGCCAAUGAUAAGGAAACAGGAGCUGAAAUGGGGGAAAUAGUAGAGAAUCAUGACGUAACAAACCAGGAAUUAGGAGACAAAGUGGCGUCAGAUGGUAGCGCUGACAUCACAAAAACCAUCGACAUCGCAGAGAGUAAUUAAUCUGAUGCCUUUGACUCACAUAAAACUUUAAGAACACGCUUCAUUGGAUGAAUAAGCUGUAUGCCUUCAUGUUCCUGGAGGCUAGCUCAUGUCAAAAUGGGCCUAUCCUGGGCACUAAAUGGAACACAUCCUUAUGCUGGAAGCACUCGGCUGUCAAAUGGUCAAAAAUCAUUGUAGGAUCCCGCUGAACUGCUGCGGGGACAGUUUGGAGAAAUAGCCUGAAUCCUGUUUUGAGUGACGGUCACUUGACAGCUCCGUGGCAAGAAUUCAACAACGGAGUCCGGGCAUGCAGCUGAAAUCACCUUUAAUAAACAGCCACUUAUGUGCUUUCCAAAUAAGAGGAUUGGAAGCUCGACUGAAAGUUGGACUGGUCUCAUUUAGGAUGAGUCUGAGGAGCUCAGCACUUGCACAGCCACCAUACAGCAGAGCAAAAAAAAAAAUGCUAGAAGCAAAACACUUAAACUGAACUGAGUUGAUCUGUUAUGCACCGUGCUUAACUGAACCCCGAGCUGGCCCAAACUAGUCUGAUGCAUCAUUCAGACUCUUUUAUGUUGGUACAACCAGAUGUGAUCUGGUUAGAACUGCUUUGUUCUGGUCCAGAGCAUGUGUUAAACUGUUUUUCCGCUGUGCAGAUGGAUCCAAAACCAAAACUUAACUUUGAAGAGGGAGAGUUCAGAGUUAAACCAGUUUGUUCUGGUGCCAGUACAGCUGGUGUUACAUUGCUACAAAAGGAUCAGUUGGCUUCUUUCACUCGUGCCCUGUUGUUACUGAAACUAACCGUAUUCUUGGAUCAAUGCAAAAUCACCACCUCUGCGAAGUGGCGCAGAAUGGUAGACUGGUUUGGUUUGAUUUGACCUUGACUUUUAUGAACUCCAUGAACUUCUUAAAGCCAGUGUCAGCUGGUAAAACCGGUGCGAUACCGGACCGAAGUGUUCUCUUCAUCCAUUUGGAUCGAACCAAGUGACAUUAUUUUCUACCUUCCUCCGUGCCAUGAUACUAGCUACGUGCCUGGCUGCCUGCCUAAUAGAACAACCAUCUAUUAACCUGCUUAACAUUUAUAUUAAUAAUAAUAAUGGUAAUAAUAAUAAUGAUGAUGUUAUAGUUCAAAACAUGCAAUUUGCUACACUUUCCUAUAUAAUAUGUUAUUUUGUAAAGGCAAAUAAUGCUUUUUUGCAGGAAAUGGUACUAUAAAAAUUAGUCUAUGCGACUUUCUUUCUCUUGUUUUUGAGCUAUUUGUUGUUCGUGUUCUUAAGGAGACUUGUUACAUUGUUAACAGCCGUCUAACAGAAAUGGUACAGGAAAAGAGGGGGUUGUGGUGUGUAUGUGUGCAUUUUGUGUAAUUGCGUUUAUGUGUGUGAGGAUCAAAGGAUGUGUCCGUCCCCAAACGAUGAUGUAAACAUAAUGAAGGCUUGCGCUUGGUUUUUCAGUCCUCAGGGGUCACACGUGUUGCACACCAACCCACCUGUUUCAUAGCAUGUGACACAUCAUUUUUUUUUUUUUUUACAUGUUAAAUGGUCUAAUGGUUUUAGCAUGUUCUCUUACGUUCUCUUAUAUAUGUUAUGAUGAUCUUUAUGUGUUAAUAGAUCAACAUGGUCUUAGUAUGUAACUUUUUUUCUGUAUGUCUUUUAGAUGUUGUUAGGUUACAUUUACAUGGUUUUCUAGAGAGACUUAGGAACUUAGAGGGAUAAACCCUUUUUUUUCUCAAAAAGAUCAAUUAUGUGGGUUAACUGUAUAAACUUUAGCUCUGUACUGAGUCUACAGAGCCUCUUGCCUACAGUGUUUUAUUCAGCUAAUAUCAUAUUGCUGAGAGUUUGGUAGGUUACCUCUAUGUAGCAUGUUAGCAUCUUAUAAAAUCUGCAAAAUGAGUUGCCUUUUCUAGGGAUGGGAAUUGUUACUUAUUAGACUUAAAUAAUACUGAAGAAAACUCAAGAUUGUAAAGUUACAUUUUAUAAUUCAGUGAAGUAAAACGUUCAUGUUGCUUUCAACUCCAGCUAACCCAUCACAAUUAUUUGCAAUUUAUGACCCACUUCAGAUCCAUCUUUUAAACACGGUUAAGAAAAAGAUGCACCUGCUCUUUGGAAACAGCAUCUACAACUGAGUCUCUCUUUAAACCAAAUUUUGCAAUUCUCAUAGCUCACUCUUGACACUGAGAGAAUUGUGACCGUCAGCUCCUUGAAAGUCCCCCUGUUCUUUAAAAUGGAGCAGCACGAUGGCCAACUUGUUUAUUUUUAUAAAGAGAGAAUCACUUCUCCAGCCUUGCUGCCUUAGUUGCUAGAAAACACACACACACAAAAAAAAAAUCACCAAGGGACUCCUUUGAAGGAAAUAAUACAAGGCUGAAUGAUAAUGAAAGACAGGAAGGCACAUGCUAAAGAAUAAGAAAAAGAUAUUUUUCUAUACUUAUCCUAAACACAUGAAUGAAAAAUAUUCCGCCUAGUGCCUGGUAACUUGUACAGUUUUUCUAAUAGGUUUGUCUGAAUGUGUCAACAGUUACGUACAUUAUGAGUCAUGUCAGGCAGAGGUUGGGUAAACAAACUGCUAUAUUGAUUCCCACGCACCAAGUUAUCACAGUCAUCGAUUAUGACAUUUAAUUUCAGCUUAGCCGUCUGAUUGGUCAGAUACCUGUUCAGACUUUUCAUAUGUGCAGCCCAUGAGAAAGACCCACAUGAGCUUUCAAAAAAAUGGAAUUGGUUGCCAUGCCAACGGUUCAUCAUUAGUUAACCGUCUUUCAUUUUCGAAUGUAUGUACACUACUCUGUAGAAAUGUUGAGACAAAUGCCUCGGUUGCUUUGGUGUGAAACACUUAACACCAGGAUGUUUUUCACUGUGUAUUUGGUUCAUUUGGACAAGGAAGCUGAAUUGCGGCAUUUAGUCGUGUCACCAGUGUGUCCAUAUUAUGGGAUGGAUAACAGUCAUUCUACGGUGUGAAGGAGUGAGAAGGAGUUUCAUCAAUCUUUAAGGGGUUAUCUGAAGACGGUUUUGUCAACAAAAGAUCAAAUUUCAUUAUUUUCUGAAACCAACAGUAAGAUUUUUUUUCUUUUUUAGUACAACAUGGCAACAAAGAAUAAAAUCAGAUACAUUUUCUAGUCUGCUCUAUUAAAUGAAAUUGCUGAACUUUUCACCAGAGCAGUCGGUGUAUUGUUGAGUGCUGGUUGCAGGUUAAUACCUCUAGUCUUUCGAAUAAUUGGCUGUGAUGCACAGUAUACAAACAAAGCCUUUCAGUUUCUGUCCAAAGGGUCAAGGCAUUUGCAUCAUACCUUAAAUCCUUUACAGCAGAAAAUGAAAAAAAAAAAAACACAAAAAAAAGCAAACUAUCCAACUAGUGCUGAACAUGUUUCAUUAUAACGCUAAGACACCUGCAAACUGUUUUUGCAACAUAUUUACACUGGAGUUGGACGUCUGGCUGAUGGCAAUCAUUGCUGAGGAAAGACAUCUUGCUGCUGCUGUGUAAAUGAAACGAAAUCAGUCUGUCAAGCAAGUGUGCCAUCCUCCUAUCUGACCUGCAACCCACUCUGCUGUCAAGUGCAGGACUUUUUGUUCUCUGUAGAGUUUAUUUAACACCUUUAUUAUGUAUGGCUCCACUAUCCACAUCACACCUGUAAGCGAAGGCAUCUUAACUCCAUUUGUUACAUGUUUUAGAAGUACUUCUAUCCUGAGGUUUGCCCUUUAUUUGGUUAAUAAGUCACAUCAUGUAAGGGCUGAUAAGACAGAUACAAAAAACAUAAUGUUUAAAAAAAAUCAGUUUUAUCAGUUUUUAUACAAAAAUUGAUAAGCUAGUUUGAAUUGUCCUUAUUUUAGGAAAUCUUUUGUGCUAACGUAAAGUUUUUAGAAUUUACGUUUUUUGGGCUUCUCUUAAGGGGCUGCUAGCGUAAUACAAACUGUUUACAUUUGCAGAUGUAGCAAAAAAAAGGAAUGAAGCAUCUCCUUCUUAAAAGACAGAACAAAGGGAAGGAUGGAGAGACACCUGCUGAGAUGGAUGGAUGGGUGCCUUUGAAGAAUAAAUGGAGAGAAAGUGGAUGAAUGGAGGGAGGACGGGAUCAAAUUAAACUUGCAGUGGCUGAUAAAAAAGAGGUUUAGUUGAUGUAUCCAUCCAUCCCAUUUCUUCUGUUUUGCUUUUCUUUACCGCCUUUCAACUUCUUUCUCAUCCGUUGUCUUUAACUUGACAUAUACCUCUCUGUUUUUCUUUUUAUCUCUCCAACUGUUCUGCCGUCCUCUGCCGCUCAUCUCUCAUGUAUUCUUCCACUUUUCUGCCGUCUUUAGAUGAAAAUAAUGAUGGAGGCAUUCUCACUUGGUAGACAGGUUGAGGGAGUUAAAUGGAAUUAGGUGAUAGUUUCACCAUGUUGUGCCCAAAAAGCUGAUUUCAACUCUUGCCCCAGAACUGACAGGAACUGAUCUGCUUAUGUUGACUUGGCUUAGGUUGAAUUUCUCUCCUACUUGAAUGGGCUUUGAGUUUGUGUAAAGGAAUCAAUACCAGCAGUAAAACUGUCCGUGAUUUGGGUUCAUCCACUCUCCAGCGGGACUUGAUAAGACUUUGAUAAGAAUUCAACUUCAAUUCUCUUUUUUUCAAAGCAGUUCUUCGGUAAUAGUUUUCAAAAUUUGCUCCUGAUUUCUAAGAAACAGUAGGAGGAAGGUUUGUGGGGGGUAAAAAAAAAAAAGGAUGAACUACUUUUGCCUUUUUGGGUUAAGUCUGGUUUUACAUCUCAUCUUGAUGAACCACAAGGAUUUCUCAGUGGGCUGGAGACAAAUUCUGAUGCCAAAAUGUUUGAAUGGCUUUUAAAAGAAAAUCCUUUCUCUGUACUCACUAAGUUGAGAGUAAAAAGAACACAACCUUGAUGAUAAAAACCUCUGUUCACGCACACUUUUCAUUUUGUAAGUGCUCUGCAGAACCCUUUCCCAUCCAAAUAUCUUCUUUUGUAUAUUUUCCAGCUUAGCGUUGUCUUCUAUGUGUCAUGUAAGGAUGCUGUAUUUCUAAAAACAUAGAUGUUAACGUUGACAGGAACAUUGGGAGAGCAUUUCAGCUGUCAUUUAUGGUUCAAAAUAGGCAAUUUAGGUAUGAAAUGAGGUUCUGCAGGACACACAUGACAUGACCUUAUUUUAUUUCAAUAUUGAAUUGUAUGUUUAAGGUUUGAUGGCAUUUCACAUCAGCGUUUACAUUGGGGGGCCUUAACAAGUGUUUUAAUUUUCGUCUGUGUCAGAAUGUGUUAUAGAAAAUGAUGCUGUUGCUUGCACUCCGUUUAUUAUGGUCUUUAUUGCCAAGGAAGGGACAACACACACGCACACACACUUUUACACACACACACGCACACACACAUACACACAAAGACACAUACAGACAGUGGUACGGAUUGAGUGUACAUUUUGGGAUGUACAGUAUUAAUCAUGGGAGACAAGUGAGGUAAAGGCCAGUUUAUUAUUGGUCAGACAAACACACACACACACACACACACACACACACACACAUCAACUAUGUACAUUUAACCAAUAUAUUUUAGUAGAAUUUUUGUCUCUAUUCAGUUGAAUGGCUUUUAUAGAAGAGAUGGGAUUUUUUUAGGUUAUUUUCUUUUUCAUGUUGUAUUUUAUUCUGCUACUUUUCUGUAUGUUAUUGUUUUUAGGUUUUAUUUCAUGCAAAAAUGAUAUUUCAACAACAUAUUUUGACAGCCAAGAAAAGUUUGUUACACAGCUAAACUUGAAGAAUAAUGAUGAUGACGACGAUGAUAAUAAUUAAUAAAAGUAAUAACAAACAUACUGAAAAUGUACAAUGGGUGUUUUAUUCAAAAGCCAAACAAAGAAACAAGAAAUAUACCUUUUGUUCUAUAAAUCCUGAGUGAAACACAUCCUACUAAAUCCUCCUCAGGUGUUCAAAGGGUGUGUGGUCUAAUCUGGGACAAACUGUGGACUUUUGGAGCAUGAAGACAUGGUG
Toxotes jaculatrix (banded archerfish) is the source of this 11392-nucleotide messenger RNA. It is a transcript of the gene trps1, whose product is annotated as trichorhinophalangeal syndrome I. The record is from RefSeq and is a predicted model, not a curated record. Gene Ontology annotation, molecular function: DNA-binding transcription factor activity; RNA polymerase II transcription regulatory region sequence-specific DNA binding; zinc ion binding. The transcript is spliced from 11 exons. NCBI's taxonomy places the organism in Eukaryota, Metazoa, Chordata, Actinopteri, Toxotidae. Bases 878 to 5473 code for a protein of 1531 amino acids. Gene Ontology annotation, cellular component: nucleus. Gene Ontology annotation, biological process: regulation of transcription by RNA polymerase II.